Molecule: messenger RNA, 423 nt
Organism: Trypanosoma cruzi
Lineage: Eukaryota; Euglenozoa; Kinetoplastea; Trypanosomatida; Trypanosomatidae
Exons: 1
Coding region: 1-423 (140 amino acids)
Cellular component (GO): intracellular membrane-bounded organelle; membrane
Molecular function (GO): heme binding
Source: RefSeq, a predicted model, not a curated record
AUGGUUCAAGAGAGGAGAUCAUGCAGUAAGAUGAUGCUUUUCACUGCUGUUGUGAGUAUUAUGGUGGCGUUUUUUUUGUUGCUUGCUUUGCCUCCUUAUGACGACAACCGGAAGAUCGUGGCGGAUACAAAACCUGGAAAAGAUGCGCAGACGUUUUUUGCCUCGCUGGAUGAUUUUCGCUGCCCAAAUGUGGCGUACUUUCCGCGGGAGGAGGUUGCACGUCAUGCGUCUGAGACCGACCUCUGGCUGGUGAUCAAUGGGAAUCUGCUCGAUGUGAGUUCAUUCGUGCAUGAGCAUCCUGGUGGGUUGCUGAUAAUGGAGGGGGCCGGUGGUCAUGACGUAGCGGCUCUCUUUUCACAGUUUCACCCCCCAUCGACGGUGAAACUGUUGGAGAAGUACUGCAUUGGGCGUUUGAAGGAAUAA